UUGCCCGACACCACAAGACAUAUUGUAUUCAAAGGAUUCCCUGACAGACCUGGUCGUUGAAUACCUCUUCUGACGUCAGGAAUAAUAAUUACUUUUUCAUCCGGGUCUCCACUCUCCUCUUAUGGUAUUAUUUACUUUAUAAAGACGCGGGAGCUUGCACUGAGCUUAGUUUUAUAUAUGUAUAUUAUUUCGAGGGGAGGAGAGUGUUUUGGAUUAUAUCCAGUUUAAUCUGGAGUUGAUCUGUUUAUCUGAAGAAACGUGUAGACAGCGAGUGAGAACAUAACUGCUACUACUCAAUUCUCUAAAGGAGAUGAAUAAUUAAUGGAUUCGGAAUGGAGAUAGCCUUGGUAAGUUUUGAAAACGGUGGGGCUACUACAAUAGGGAGUGGAGGCAGCACAAACGCUCUCAAUCUUCCCCAAGCAUCAUUUGUACAAUCUGGGCUCAACGACGACUACAGGAAAGAGAUCAACACUUUCAGCAGCUUGCAACAGGGCUCCUGGAAAAUGAACGACAUGAACAACACUUUCAGCAGUAGCGAAAAUGCCAUUGAUGCGCUUUUACGGGCAGAUCACAGCCCGCAUCUAUUCGACGAGGAUGCGCUGGAUAUGGAUUUGGACAACGAGAGCAAUGAGCGAGUACUGAUAAACAUUGCUGGACUGAGGUUCGAAACUCAGCUGGGCACACUCAACCAGUUUCCAGACACUUUGCUGGGAGAUCCAGACAAAAGGAUAAAAUACUUUGAUCCACUCCGAAAUGAGUACUUUUUCGACAGGAACCGACCUAGUUUUGACGGAAUUCUUUAUUUUUAUCAGUCGGGCGGCAAAAUUCGGAGACCAGUGAAUGUCUCCAUAGAUGUGUUCGCCGAUGAAAUUCGGUUUUAUGAGCUGGGAGAGGAAGCGAUGGAGAGAUUCCGAGAGGACGAGGGAUUUAUUAAAGAGGAGGAAAAGCCUCUGCCUCAGAAUGAUUUCCAGAAACAGGUAUGGCUCAUUUUUGAGUAUCCGGAGAGCUCCAGCCCUGCUCGGGGAAUUGCAAUUGUUUCCGUUCUUGUUAUCCUCAUAUCUAUCAUUACCUUUUGUUUGGAAACCUUACCGGAGUUCAGAGAUGAAAGCGAACUGCCUCACUCUGCUAGAAGGAACAAUGUUACUCAGGCUCCGACGUCAAACACGCUCUCCGACCCCUUCUUUAUCAUUGAGACUACCUGUGUGAUAUGGUUCACUUUUGAGCUUAUUGUGCGUUUCUUUGCCUGCCCAAGCAAAUCUGUGUUCUCAAAAAACAUUAUGAAUAUAAUAGACAUCGUGGCCAUAUUUCCUUACUUUAUCACCCUCGGAACAGAACUAGCUGAGCAACAAGGCAAUAAUGGGCAACAAGCCAUGUCACUGGCUAUUUUAAGGGUCAUUCGGUUGGUUCGGGUGUUCAGGAUUUUCAAGCUUUCCAGACACUCAAAAGGGCUACAGAUUCUGGGGCAGACUCUAAAGGCCAGCAUGAGAGAGCUUGGUCUUUUAAUCUUCUUCCUCUUUAUCGGUGUCAUUCUGUUUUCAAGCGCUGUUUACUUUGCAGAGGCAGAUGAGCCUGAGUCUCAUUUCUCCAGCAUCCCUGAUGCUUUCUGGUGGGCUGUGGUAACCAUGACAACUGUUGGCUAUGGAGACAUGAGACCCAUUACCGUUGGAGGGAAAAUAGUCGGCUCCUUGUGUGCUAUUGCUGGCGUUUUGACCAUUGCCUUGCCGGUCCCCGUUAUCGUGUCCAACUUCAAUUACUUUUAUCAUAGGGAAACGGACCAAGAAGAGCAGCCAGCUCUCAGAGAUGACCCAAGCAGCGGCCAUGCGACCCCUUGUAAUGAAAUGAAGAGGAGCCGGAGCAGAACCUCUCUCAACAAGUCCUCGGGAAACCUCGAUAGCAGUGAUGGGAUUUCUGUUGGACGGACUGUGGAAAAAGCUAAUUUAAAAGCCAACAGUAACAUGGACAUAAAAAGAUCCCUGUAUGCCCUUUGUUUAGAUACAGGCAGAGAAACAGACCUGUAGCUAAACGAGCCUUUUCUGUUGUAGUGACCGGCUUAGUUGGUGUUUUGCUUUUGAAAGCAUUUUGUUGUCGUUUCUCUUUAUGUAAAAAAAUGCCCAGAGUAACUGUCAA
Molecule: messenger RNA, 2127 nt
Organism: Lepisosteus oculatus (spotted gar)
Lineage: Eukaryota; Metazoa; Chordata; Actinopteri; Semionotiformes; Lepisosteidae
Source: RefSeq, a predicted model, not a curated record